Cydia splendana is the source of this 3426-nucleotide messenger RNA. RefSeq lists its product as uncharacterized. Lineage: Eukaryota; Metazoa; Arthropoda; Insecta; Lepidoptera; Tortricidae. Bases 1 to 3426 code for a protein of 1141 amino acids. The record is from RefSeq and is a predicted model, not a curated record. The transcript has 38 exons.
AUGAGUGCCUCCGGACAGAGUGCACCGAUCGUGAACGAGCUCCUCGCCUUUCUGCAACAGAAGCUGCUGCUGGAAGGAGUGAUGGACACGGUGUCUGCUGUCCAGAUCUGUUCGUCGAGUUUUUCCGUCGAAGAUAUCUGUGCAGCAAAGAAGGUGCUGCACGAGUCCCUCGGGAUCGCCGGCACGUAUGUACCUCACCGGAGAGGAGAUGAAACCGGGAAGAAGACCCUCGAGAACAUCAUAAACGUUCUAAGGGAGAAUGAAGAUCGGAUUCCAGAGUUUACGACGACGGGCGCCUCCAGCCUGCCGUCCUAUAUUCCGGAUCAUGUCGACGUUAGCUGCUUGUUGAAGGAAAUCGUGGCCCUAAAAACAAGUCUAGCAGAUGUCAUUUCGAAGUUUGAUGCAGCCCAGGUCACUAUAACCGAGUUACGCAACGAAGUCAUCAGUUUGCGAAACAGUGCCCUUACUCGGUCGGCGGCGUCGAAUUUCAAGUGCGAUGACCGGCAAGCCACGAGCGCCGAGUCGGUCAGUUUGCGAGUUGCUGACACUGUAAAAUGUGUCGCAUCAGCUGUGUUGCCGCCCGCGAUCCUCCCGCGCGCGCGCCCUCCCCCCGCCUCCUCCAAAUCACGUCAUCGUGUUUACGCGGAUGUCGUCGCCGGUCCGAAAGUCGCACCGAACCGGGUUAGUGUACCUGUAAAGGGUACUGAAGAUCGAGCGGCUCCCAAGGAGAAGCUCCCUGUUACCAGUGUGGAUGAGGAGGAUUUCACAGUGGUAUCAAGAAAGAAGAAGGCGCGCACGGCGCCUCGUAAGACUCAGUGUGGUACCGCCGAACCAGCUAAUUCUGGCUUGCGGAUUGCUACACCGAGUAAGGCGCUGUACGUAUCGCGCCUGCAUUACACCGCCACGGCUGCUGAAGUGGUGGAGUAUUCUUAUCUAUUCGCAAAUAACCAAUUACCUCAACUAACUCAGUUAUCUCCGGUCCCAGUAUGCCUCAUGGAUUUACUGAAGGCCGUUGUUCUCAUCUCUUUUUUGAGAGAAUGUCAACCGUUCAAAAGAUACCCUCAAAUUUCGGAGUUCGUGAAAAAUGAUGCGUUUUUGGAGCCGCCGCUAGAUCCAAAAUUAAAGGGUUGGGUUCCAUUGGUAAAGAGUGAUGACCAUACAUACGAUGAUUACUAUAAUAAUGACUACAAUAAACAUAGUAAACCACCACCACCACAGGAACUGGAAGGGGGCGAUAAUAUCCGUGAUUUAUAUUCGACAUUAAAUGAAUUGGAUAAGUGGGUUGAAUUUCGGAGAGAAAGCUCAGUGUUGCGGCAAAAAUACGCGGAUAGUCCUAAAGAUGAGUACCAUAAGGAACUUCUGAAAAAUGAUUUAAAUGAAUGGGCCAGGCAAUUGAAGAACCAGCACGCCCGUGAGGUGUGGGAACAAGAACAAAGGUCUAUGCCAAGAAAGCCGGCGCUGCCUAGUAUUGGGUUUUCACCAUAUUGGAAUCCUGAAGUACUGCGGGUUAAUCUGCAGAUGCAGGAAGAUAUUGACAGUCAAUUUACAACAACGAAAAGACCAAGAUUUGAUUUACAGCAACAGCGAAUGAUAUCAGGCCCUCAAAUGAUGGAAAUGGCAAUACAAAAAAUGGAGAACGCAGCAAUGGCGAAGGCUGUGAGAAAUGUUACGUUACCACCAACGGAAACUAAAAACACACAUAGAAGAUCGAUAUAUGGAAGACGUCAAAAUGUCGCUCAAGAGCCCCCUGCGCGAGCUAGAAUACCGUGGAGUCCACCGAAAUCACAGCCCGUAUUGGGUCCACGCCCUGGGAUGGCAAGUUAUUAUUCAAAACAUAGCCUCGUGGCGGCUAAUAUACCACCGACACCAGAGGAGCUUGAAAACGGAGUACUAGGACCCUCGCCACCGUCCCCAGAAAACGCAGAUGUCGGCGAACCACCGAGACCACCUGAGACCCCUGAUGGACCACAGGGACCUGGACCUUACGGACCUCCCGAAGCACCAGGACAAAGAGCACGCGCAGGGUCGCCAUAUGGACCCUAUGGACCUCCGGGACCUUCUAUAGCUGGUCGACAAGAAGCACGCGCAGGGUCGCCAUACGGCCCAUCUGGACCUUAUUAUGGACCACCCGAACCAGCUGUCCCGCCAGAGGAACAUGGACCCUAUGGUGGACUAGGUCUAGGUGGGGAUCCGCCAGGCGGACCAGCUUUUCUACCGGAGGAACAAGGACCAUAUGGACCUUUUGGAGCCCCAGGUAGACAAUUAGCUGGCGACAUGUACGGAGGCGCUAUGCGGUCUGGGCAACAUCCACCUGUUGCACGAAAUGGACUACCAAGGCAAUAUAAUUUUGGUGGACCGAUGGAUCUUGGGCAAUAUGGACCAGAACUCGGACAAAAUGGACCUGGGCAAUUUGGGUCUCAUGAUUAUGGACCGCCUGGACAAUAUGGUUCGGGGUCACCACCAGGAGCACAAUAUGAACCUUCUGGACUUGCAAGUGGAGCGCAUUUUGGACUUCGAGGGUCAAAAGGCCCUCCAGGAGGCCAGUAUGGACCGCCACGUCAUUCACAAUAUCAACCACCUUCUAAACUACGUUACAUAGGAUCGGCAGGCCCACCUCCAGAUAAAUGGAACUGGGAUGUUUCACGACAACAGCCAAAUGGGGGCCCAGAGUCUGCGAGAGACCUAUUACGAGAACAAAAGCCCCGUGGUCCAUUUCAUGACCUGCCUCAAGUGGAUGACUUUGGUGAGCCGAUUCAAUGGGUUGCUUUGACUGCGGCUAACACAGAGGACGGUCUUGCAAGAGUCACUGACAGGAAAACUGGAAGAAACGUGCAGACUAGAAUAAAUGGCACAGUUUACGUUCCCGUUAGUUACCGCCCAACUACAACGACUGAACCCACGACCACCACAACCGAAAUCACCACAACUCCGGACCCGGUCAUGGAAUCACUGCUCCAGUUCGUCACUCCUCGGAACUUGAAGCCGGAAGACUGGCUGGCUUUCGAUGUGAGCUUGAAUAAGAAGAAGGCGCCUCAGACGUGUGACUCGGACGGAUGUCAAGCAAGGUGCCAUAAAAAUGAUUGUGAAACAGCGUGCCGCGGCGACACUUGCGCAAGCGGGUGUAUAGGGUCAUCUUGCAAAGCAAUGUGUGAAGGCCCAGGGUGUUUAACUAUGUGCAUCGGGGACAACUGUAAUACCCAGUGUAAAGGUCAUUCAUGUGAUGCUCGGUGCAUCGGCAAAGAGUGCAAAGCAUAUUGUGGCAGCGUCUCAUGCCGUUACACCAUAAAUGGCGAAGUGAAAAGUGGCAUGGUCCAGCAAGUCCGGAACCAGCAGCAUCAGCCGAGACCUAUCGCCAGGACUAGUGUGGAAGACGACGAACUUGGACUCGAAUCUAGUGAACGGAUAGCCCAAGGAUUGAAUAAAUAG